Pelodiscus sinensis (Chinese soft-shelled turtle) is the source of this 4730-nucleotide messenger RNA. The record is from RefSeq and is a predicted model, not a curated record. Lineage: Eukaryota; Metazoa; Chordata; Testudines; Trionychidae.
CCACGCGUGCACGUUCGGAGGCCACAGUCCCUGUCCUGAGCUGACUUCCACAAAGAGGCGUGAAAGUCCCGGCCUGGCUGGAGACUGUGGGAAGGACGGAUCGAUCGGCUCCCUCCCGGACACAGGUUGUCACUGCCACAUGGCUGGACAGCAGCCUCCCCACAGGGCAGAGUCCAGGGCAGCUCUGCUCAGCUGGAGCCCCACUGAAUCCGCCCCGCCAAUCCCCUCCAGCCGGCAGAAAGUGGCACAGUACUAAAAAGGUUGAUUUGUCCACCAUGACACUACUACUUGGCUAUGUCAAACUGAGUGACUCCACCUUCGCAGCUGCGGUCCUUUGCAUUGCUUUUAACCCUCUUUUCUGGAAUGUGUUUCAUGGAAGCCCUGAGGAGCCAGCCAAAGCUGGAAGGUCUGGAUUGCCUUUCUGUCUACUACGCAGGCUUGGCUGUUCUGGGAAUAGGGCUCCUGUUCGUCAUCUCCAGUUUUUUAGCACUGGGCUUCAUCGGGACGUUUUUGGGCGACUACUUUGGCAUCCUGAAGGAGGAGAAGGUGACAAGUUUCCCAUUUAAUGUAAUGGACAAUCCCAUGUACUGGGGCAGCACUGCCUGCUAUCUAGGCUGGUCCAUCAUGCAUGUGAGCCCAGCGGGUAUUUUGCUAACAGCUGUUGUGGCGGUUUCCUAUAUGAUCGCAAUACUGUAUGAAGGACCUUUCACGGAAGAAAUCUAUCAGCAGAAACAGAAGGCAACAAAGAACAAAUAACUGCAGGUGUGUUUGCAGAGUACUGAAAGCACAAGAGCGCAGUGAUUUCAGUGAAGGGAGUCGUCUGCUGGGCCAGCCACCUGCGCAAGAUAAUUUGACGGGAUAAGAGAACUCAGCCUGACUUCUAAUUAUGCCCUUCUCCAGCUUUGCAUUUGCUGCCUCUUUCUAAUCCCUCUCUCUAGUUCUCAAGUGAUUUUGAAGUUCAAGCUCCCACAAAACCCAUCUAAAAAGGCUUCUUCACAAUGAAUUUUGUUCCCACUUGGUUCCUAAACAGCCACGGCUGAAGUGUUUUGAUUAUAGACUUGAGCCUGAAAGAAAGGCAGAAAUCGGCAGGGAACCUUGAAGUUACACAUUUAAACUCUAUAAAUCUGCAAGAAAACCCCAGCGACUGUAUGCGGCUCAAAUGGGACCGGCGUGAUUAUGCAGAAGUGCACACACUCUCUUGUGAGCCUGCUUUGUGGACACGCGCAGCAGAUAAAGCCAUGCCUGUCGGCUUCAUUGCAAGUAGAGAGUGGGUCCUUCCAGACACACACGUGCCCUUGCUUGUGUGAGGGAAAACUCAGCCCCAGCGGCCUGGUUUUUAGAUUUGUUUUUAGACCCGAGCAAAAAAGAACUGUGCAAGUAGCUGGCUCGUCUGCCCACACAUUUACUGCCAUUGUACCUUUUCCCCGUCUUACAUCCACCAACGUUUGGUCGAGAUUUUCAAAAGUGAUUUGUGACAUUGGAGGCUCCAGUUUUCGAAUGCACAGAGGGAGACAUCGGGCCCCAUCACGUUGCCUAAAGUUGGGCAAAAAUCACUAGUCCCUUUGGCCACCGUUGGCCAAAGCUCACUUAAGCUUCUAGUCUACGCUGUAGCAUCAGUGCCUAUCAGAUUAGAUUUGCCACUGGUCCUACGAAGCAUGCCUCCUCACAUCCAAAGGAAACUGUGCGAUAAACGGAUCUCCAGAGCAUGCAGAAAGCAGAGAUUCCCAGGAUCCUGCUCGCUGGUGAUCGAUGGAUGGUGAUGGUGUAACGGUCUUUAUUUUUCUCUUUCUUUGUGAGACAGGUUUUUUCAGCUUCUGUACACGUGGUGUGGUUUGCUGGGCCCCUGGAUGUGUCAUUCGCCCAUUAGCCAAACAAUCCCCUUCUUGCCAACUAAUUAUACUACAGCGGUUGCAACAAUUAGAGAAACAGCCAGAAUCAGAGAGUUAAGCGAAUUCCUGGGGACCCAGGAGUUCUGCGUAGCUCAGUCUGUUCCUUAUGUCUCCUCCUUUUGCCCAGGCUCACCAAAGCUGCAGCAGAUACACAAAGGAAGUAGCUGAGAAGAAGAUUAUCUCAGAGAAAUAUCAUGCAGCACCUUUCAACCUUUCUCCCAUCCAUCCUGGCAGAAAACAAAACUAGUUUUUAGUGGCUAGAAAAACAAAACAAUCCCUCCCCCCCCACCCCAGCAAAACACAACCCAGCUGUAUUUUCUAAGGAAAGGCCAGUGAAAUCUUAAAUAGGGCCCUGGGGAGAUGUUUGUAAAUAGUUUCUCAGGACAGGAGCUGCCUCUCUCAGCCAAUCUUUCAUGCAGAUGUCACUGGAAGGAGACUGUUAAGUGGAGUGACUUUCAAAAGGCUGUACAGGAUUGAUGUCCAAGGUAUUUAGCUGGCACUCUGCACUUUUAAUACGGUGCAUUUAAUCUAGCCAUGAGCUGUAAUUGCACCGUUGGCUUGAAAAGUUGACACCUCUGAGUUGGCAGGCAUCCCAGCUUCUCUCAGUCCUGUGGUGACUUUGCAAAUAGCCCCUAUUGUGGAGGAGCGCAAAACACAGAAUGGCUCUGCCAGUCCGCUGAGGCAGAAGUUGAACUCUGGCGGAUAAGCCGAUGUCCCCCAGAAGGUGGCGCUCUGCUGCGUUUGAACCCACUUACCCAGCAAUGGAGACGGAAGGGGAGGCGUCUGCCAAGGCACUGGGAGAGGCGUGAGAGUAAGCACCAUGCGAUGAGUGGAUUUCACCAGGGGAAAUCAUGCAGGCAUCUCCAAAAAGGGAAGAUGACGGUGUUGUCUGGGGAUUAGGGCUGUCAGUCAGGGCACUGAAGUCUGCCACUCGCUCAGUGGAAGUAAGACACCGAAAUACCUUUGAAGGUCUGGGCUGUAGGGCUCAGUUAGAACCAAUGAAUCCUGGAAACCCAGUUGAAGUCUAGAGGAGCUGUAGCUUCCUGAUCAGUCGUGGCCUGUGGCUCCCACCUGUUAUGCUGACCCAACCCUCACAAGGCUUUUGUGAGGCUUACUUAAAUUGACAUGUAUAAAAUGUUUUGAGGUGCGGGGCUGAAAGAUGCCAUAGAAAGAUGCUGGGAGAAAGGUUCCAUGCAAAGAAUAGCAUCCCAGUUUGUUGUAGUCUGUACUGAGCUGCCUUUGGGCGGUUUCAUGGACCCUGUCUUUUUGUUCCUUUAACUGACUUGCUGCAUCUUUAUUGAGCAGUGUGAUUGCUGGCAGUACAGGAACAGUGUCUACUUGUUGGAUGCUUGAUCAAAGGGCAGGCAGGGUUCACUAUGCAGGGUGGACACACACACACAAUCCUUUUUGCAGAGAGGCUGCACUGAUGCUAAUGGUCUUUUCAUCUCUGUCCCGCUGGAGGAUGGGGGGUUGUUUGUCUUUCUUCUCUCUCUUUUUUUUUUUUUUUUUUGUUUGCAUUAACACUGAGCCAUCCCCUGCACACCAGGAAUUGAAAUCCUAGCCCUUGUGUCUAGCUCUUCAAAAGAUCCUGAGGCUUGAACUCAUUCUGAAUAGGAAGGGCCAAGGGUUAACGCUCCAGGCCUGAGUGAAUGAUGGUUUUGGGCUCCUGAGAUGGUUAGAGGCACUUUGAGAAGAAAGCCUUGUGAAGAGUCAGGUUUAAAAUGUAGGAAGAGAAAUGAAAGCUGCACGAAGAGGGGAGGGGCUUGCCUUGUUAUCGAGAGGAACUGGGGUUAAAACUGGAAACUUGGAGUUAGGACUCCUGGUUCUAUUCCUAGUCCCACGACUGUCCCCACUACAUGAUCUCAGGAAAGACACUCUCUCUCCAUACCACUCCCCUCCCCCCCCUUUGUGCAUCAGAAGUAAUAAUCUGAUCUCUGGUCCAGCAUUGUUCCGGGUAUUAAUGUUUGUAAAGCACUGAGAUCACUGACAGGAAAGCGCUUCAGCAGACCUUAGCUUUCUGAAGAACUUCAACACUUGGCAUUACUGAGCAUGAUAAUGUCCUUAGUAAAUCCCAAUAGUCCUUUUACUCCCUUUAUUGUCUGUCAUUGUGAUUCUGCUGCUAUCCUUGGUUCCUUGUGGAUUUCUUCUCUGAGGCCACGUCUACGCUCCAGGGAAGAUCUGCGUUGUUGCGAUUGAUCUUCCGGAGUUCAGUUUAGCGGGUCUAGUUAAGACUCGUUAAAUUGAACUCAGAGGGUGCCCCCAUCAGCAGCCAGUACUCCUGCUCCAGCUGUGAGUAAGGGAAGCCAACAGGAGCGUUUGCUCCCAUCAGUCUUGCUCUGCGGGAAUGGCAGGGAAACUCAAAUCUAGGUACGUCAACUCUAGCUACAUAAUUAACACAGCUAGAGUUGCGUAUCUUGAUUCGACCUUCCCUUUAAUGUAAACCAGGCCUCAGUCACAUCUAAACCUUCCUAAGCGAUUGCUCUGAUUCCUUCCAUACAGUCUAACCUUCAUCUGUUGAUUUCCUCUGUACAUUUCACUUCAAGUCUCUGCAAACUUUUACUUUCUGAACUGGCUCCAGCACCCAGAAACUUUACAUGGGUGCCAGGAAGGAGGGGGAAUAGUGCUAUGGCACAAAUGUUACUUUUUUUCUGCAAAUAAAAAUGAACCCCCUCCCCAACCUGUGCCAGACGACGUGUCAGCUGUUUCCUCCUCUUGAGUCCACCCCUUAAUAUAGUGGAAUAUCCUGUAGCUUUUGCAUGAUUGUGAUUUGCUCAGUUCUCUUUGUAAGUCACUGCCCUGAUGUUACCAAAAGAGAAUUAAAUCGAUUUUUUUGAAUCAAAA